GAAUUUGGGAGGGAGGGGAUUAUCACCCUGCCUCUACGCCCUGACCAGUUCCCAGGGGAGGGGCCAGACACUAACACUUUGGGAUAAGGCCCAAGUGAGGCAAAGGAAGCUGGAGAGGAAGCCCAUGUCCUCAUGGAAGCCUGAUAUGCAAGGGGCACCGGAAAGGGUCAGAGGUCACUCAGGGACCAUUCUCAGUAGGGAUACAAUAGCGUUUUACAGAACUGUCAAAGGCCAUUAGGAAGGACACAAUCAGUGGCCGCACAGAGAAAUGGGGUCAAAUACGGAAGUACCAGAGGUGACCUCAAAACAAAGCAGUGGAGAGUGGACCUUGGUAGCCCCACCAGUCUUAGAGUCCAUGAGCUGAAUCUACCACACUGAAGUCAGGGCCAGGAAGGGAGCACAGGAGGCUGACACAGCGGAUGUGGGUUGAGAGCUGUCUUCACACAUCAGGCAGGAAGGGGGCAAAGGAGGGCGCGGGGACUGUUCUGGAGGAGGAAGGCCACAGAGAUGAGGCCUCUUCAGCCAUUAGGGCCUCCUCAGACUUCUCUACCACCAAUCAGAUUCUUCCGUCCUGGGGCAGUAUCUUGGCAGCAGUCAGACCUGAAAAUUCACUCAAGAAGAAUCCAGGUCCCCAGUUAAUGACUUUCUAACACCCCUUCAAGUCAGAGAGCAGUGUGCCCCACAGGAACUACCCAGAGGCCCAGGCACAGCGCUGGGAUGGCUCUCCACAGUACUCGAGACGCUGAAGGAACUGCAUGAGACCAGGACCACAAAGCGGCCUGGGGCUGAUGCCACGGAAACAGCCUGCAACAUGAGGAGCUGUGGGCGUCCGUGCCAGCCUGUCUUUGGCAAGUGUGGAGCAAUGGAGGGAUGGCUGGAUGAACAGGGAGCAUGCCCCAGUCCCACGGCAGCCCCCGACUGCUGACGGAGCCUUGUGUGGAUCCCUGGCACAGACUGAAAGAGACAGAUACAACGAGGAGCCCGCAGGCCCAUGGGGAGUGGCAAAGGCUGGUCAGCGGCGGCACUGUAAACACCCAAACACACCACAGACUCAUCAAAGUCAAGUCCAGUGUGGCAUCACAGGGCCAAGAAUGGUCACCUUCCUGCUGCUUGGGACACCCAAAGAGAACCAUCCUCCAGGUCUGAAGGGUGACAGGGUGAACAGGACAGCAACACACAGUGUGACCGCUGCCCUGAAGAUGGACCGUCACAACAUGUCCUGGAUCCGCUACCCUAGCCAUGUGUCCCCAGCUGUGGAAGAUGUCAUUGCAGCACAGAGCAUCAUUUCUAGGUGCAUGCAUGUGUACAUAGCGGUGUGUGUCCCACUGAGCCUGGUGACGGGGCUCUUCUGUCUAAGUGUGUUCAUCCGGGAACGUACUAGGCUGGGGGUGCUGGACAGGCUCCUUGCAGGUCUCACAGUCACUAGCAUCUUGGUGACUCUACUGUCCCUCAAUGCUGCUGGCCGACCUGACUACAUGGCCACGACAAACCUGGGCUGUGGGACACUCUCAUUCUUCUCCAAUGUCUGCUACUUUACAGCUCAGUACCUGCAGGGGGCCAUGCUUGUCCAGUCUCUUCUGCCGGGAUCUUCGGGCUGCCAGCUCUUGGUGAGGCCUGUGGCCAGUCUAGCUGCCAUUGGAGGCUGUGCCGUGUGUAGCUCGCUCAUUGUGGUGUCUCUACUGGGCACAUCUGGGGAGUUGCACGCAACCACUGUGUGCCAGGUGAAUCCACUGACAGCAUGGCCCGAAUACGAGAUCGUCAAGUUCAGCCUGGGCUUUGCGCUUGCCUUGAGCUUUCAGAUGGUUCUCCUUCUCCUGCAUGCUACACAGCCAGCCUGGCGGGUGGCUCCUGCUCCGAGGGACACAGCCUCUGGGCGCUGGGCGGUACUGGCCGUGACUCUCAACAUGUUUGCCUGUAGACUCUUCUUCAAUGUGGUCCUCCUGCAUCGAGCCCAGUUGAAGCUUCGGAAGGAUGUGGGCUCCCCCAGGGAUGAGCUGCUCAUGAACCUCGCAGAGCUGGCCCUCUCUGGAGAAAGUUGCAUCAACUUGGUGGUCACCCUCAUCCUCCACACACGGUGCAGGCUUAGGUUGCUGGGCCUCCUUGAGCGUCUGACACAGAGAUGCAGGCGGGGACCAGACAACAGCAUGCCCUUGGACAGAGUAGGGGGCUAGACAGGGCCUGUCUGCAGACACAAGCCACACCCCAUCCUGGUGUUCAGGGAAGAGUGCCUUUCUGGGGAGCUUGGGCAGGGUUCAUGUGUUCUGGAUGGUGCUUAACAAACAGGAGUUUGUCUGCGGCCACAUCAACCUACACAAACAAGGCAGCUUCUCUUCCCAGAUCAACAGGUGCGCCUUGAGGAACAUUCAGGUCAAAGACACAACAGCAUAGGUACAGGGGCCGAUCGGAGACCACGGGUCUGCUAGAGGGUGUCCUGACUAUAAUGGCCACCUUGCCCGAUGGCUGCCAUCCUCCAUUCCACAGCCCAGUCUGACAACACAUGAAGGGCAUCGUGGAAAUAAACACAGUACUCACCUAA
Molecule: messenger RNA, 2536 nt
Organism: Myodes glareolus (Bank vole)
Lineage: Eukaryota; Metazoa; Chordata; Mammalia; Rodentia; Cricetidae
Source: RefSeq, a predicted model, not a curated record